This is a messenger RNA of Bombyx mandarina (wild silkworm), 3313 nucleotides long. Its product is annotated as protein lin-54 homolog. Lineage: Eukaryota; Metazoa; Arthropoda; Insecta; Lepidoptera; Bombycidae. Gene Ontology annotation, biological process: regulation of DNA-templated transcription. The record is from RefSeq and is a predicted model, not a curated record. Gene Ontology annotation, cellular component: nucleus.
UAGCGCCAUCGAAAUUUUAAGGAAUUUUAUGUUUACUUUUGGGAAUAUAAAUAAUUGUAGCCUAUUUUAUCUACUUUAAAUAGUUAGACAGACGCUCUUAUUAAUUGUUAAACAAAGUGCGUGUUCAUUUAUUACUCAUAUAUCAAAUAAAUGUAUGUAUUGUGAAUCCUAAAUUUGUUUUUAACCGUGGCGAUUCGUGAGACUUCGGUCCAUUUAUUUGACAAGUUAAAAUGGCGGCCUCUUUUAAACUAUCAUACCAUCAAAAAUCUUUAGUGUACCGGAGUGAAAAUUAAAAUCUUUUUGUGAUAUUAUUUGUAAAUAAUAACGUUUAAUCAGACGUUCAAAAUGGAACAUAACUUAGAUGAUUCAUUAAACUUAGAAGGAAGCAUAGAAAGUAUGGAUUUUGAUAAUGCCGGAGUGGUUGUUAGUCAAGAUAAUAUGACUCUCUCUGCAAAUGAACACUCAGGUGAUCUCUCAAUGGAUUUUGAAGAACAACAAAUUUUAAUGGAUGCAGGAACGGAAGAAGUCAUUGAUUUUACAGGUGACCAGUUUUCGCUUCAGGAGUAUGCUGUGCAAGAUGAUCAAACUCCAGAACCUGAAGUGACUAUUGAGCUGAACUCCGCAUCUUUGAAACCCACUAAAAAGCCAGAAGUGAGCAGCAUGCCGCGACAAGUGCCGAUAGCGCCGAAGCCCCGCCUGUCGCAGACGACCAAACCGAAGACCACGUUCGGCCCGGGCAAGCAAUACGCCAUCGCGCCGAAACCUGUUACGUUUGUGAUGAAUAAAAAUACAAAAAAAGUCUCAGUGGCUGGUGUACAAACAAACUCAAAAGGCAAUGCUGUAUUAGCUCAAAUUGGUAAGCAGUUAGUUAUGGUACCAGCUGAAGGAGCACAGAAAAUUAAGCUGGUGUCUGCCGGAUCAGGUGCCACUCUCCAAUAUGUCCGAGCUAAUUCUGAUCAGGCACAGUUAACACCAGCAAAGGCCGCCGGAACAACUCAAGCUAAGCCUUUAGUGGCUAAGGUCGUAGUGCAAGCAGGUCACUCAAACACGGAUACAAGUAAUCAGCCGGCAGUACUAACAAAGUUGUUGCCGUCAAGUAACGCGGGCGCCCGGUACGUGAUGCAACAGAAAACCGUCCCUAUAUCUAUUGGAAAUAAGGUUUUGCUGUCCUCUCCUACUAAGCAAGGAGUUAAGAAGCAGCAAAUUAUUGCCGUAAAGUCGUCUCCACAAAAAGGUUCAACGAAAAAAGUUUUCAUAUCGGCAAAUCCUAACCAGAAUGUGAUCCUAAAGACCACAGCGCCAUCAAAGACUGGACAAAUUACAAAAGAUGGUAAUGUCAUUCUGCAAGGAGGGCAGCGGACGCAACUGCAUCAAAUCAACGUACCGGGUAAAGGCAUACAAUAUAUUCGACUGGUCACGAACUCGACCCCGGCCGCCUCCAAGUCUUCCUCCUCGGUGACGCUUCCAGCCAAGUCAUUCGUCUUGACCGACGCUAAAGGUACAGUCCUUCAGAUGAGCUCAGAAAAAAUGCUUAGUACUCAACCACCACCUUUGAUCAUCACAGGGAAUUUACAAAAUUCGUCUAAAGUGACCGUGAAACCCGAUCGCAAGCUGGUGAGGAUAGCUCCGCUCACCAGCAAGAGUGGAGCCGCCGCGACGCAACCGCCGCCGGCGCGGCCGCCGCAGAGCCUGCUGGCGCCGCUGUCCCCCGCGCUCGUCAAGCGGGAGCCCGAGCCGCGCGACCACGACCCAGACGACGUCAAGCCCGCCCUGCGCGACCACGUGCAGCCAGACACCCUGGAGGGUCAAAUAAUGGGUGAGAAUGCGGAUAGUAUGGACAACAGCACAGGAAAUAACGUCGAACACCCGCUAAUUGUGAUACCGAAUUUCCAACAUGAGGAGUAUGACGACAGGGAAAUUGUAUACGAGCAAGACAUCAAGACGUCUAUCAACAUGCACGAGUCCAAAACACUGGUUGAGUUAGAACCCGAAAUAGUAUACUCACCACCGAAAACGUCACCUUCACCCGAUAACGACGUGGGGGCCACGGAACUAGGUCUUCGGCCAAGGAAGGCGUGUAAUUGUACAAAGUCUCAGUGCCUCAAGUUGUACUGCGACUGUUUCGCGAACGGGGAGUUUUGCAAUCAAUGCAACUGCAAUAAUUGUCAUAAUAAUUUAGAAAAUGAAGCGUUAAGGCAGAAAGCCAUCAGGGCGUGCUUAGAGAGGAAUCCUAAUGCGUUUAGGCCGAAAAUCGGGAAAGCAAAAAUCGGCGGGCCGGACAUCAUAAGGCGGCACAACAAGGGCUGCAACUGUAAACGAAGUGGAUGCCUCAAGAAUUAUUGUGAAUGUUACGAGGCGAAGAUAGCGUGUACGGCGAUGUGUAAGUGCGUGGGGUGUCGCAACGUGCAGGAGUUGGUGGAGCGGCGCCGCGACAUGCGCCUCCGCACGCAGGACAGCGACUCGACCUUCCGCCCGGCCCUGCUGGGGCAGCCCAAAAAUCCGUGCACGUUCAUGACGAUGGAGGUGAUCGAGGCCGUGUGCCAGUGCCUGGUGGCCGCCGCCGUGGAGCGACGGGACGACUCUCCGCGUGACGCGUCCCGUGACUCGCCGCGUGACGCGCCCCGUGACGCGCUCGGAGACGUGCUCGAAGAGUUCGCGCGCUGUCUGCACGAGAUCAUCGGGGCUUCGCAUCACGACUCCUUGCUGCUCGAUGUGGGACAAACGUGACAGAUUUGAAAUUUGCCAGCGCUGAAGAUGAAAACAUCUCUAAAACCCCACAAAACCUUAGGUUAACUUUACUCAAAUAACGUACUGUCAUCCUACGGCUAAUAUAUUUUGUUCAACCAGCCAUUCUAUUUAUAAGAAAAAUCAAUUUGCUUGCUAACAUUUAGUUAACCAGUUAGAUAUGACGUACCAAAUAUACGUCUUGACAUUAUUAAAGAAAUUAAAUGUAAAUAUUUUAAUCUGACGAAUACAGUAGUUUAAUUUGGAAUAAAUAGAACCUUUUUACAUGUAAACAUUAUAUGAAUAACAUAAAUGCAAUAUUAAAUAUAAAGUUUAGGUGUAGUGUAAUUGCUUCCAAAAGACUGUUAUAAAUAAAUACUUGACAAGUUUCGUAAACGUAGUUAAUUGUGAAUAUUUGUAUCUACUUUUUGAAAAUGGAUUCUUUUAUAAAUCAAUUUAAGAGAUUUUUAUUGUUGUUUUUAAAUGUAAAUAAUGUUGCUGUAAAUAAUAUGUUUUACUAGUCUUAAGGAUACCUUAGGAGGAAGGUAAUUAUAGUGUAUAGUGGCGAUAAAUGGAUUUUUACAGAAAA